UGAAGGGCUGACAAAACUCGACCUGACCGUAAAUUUCAUUGGAGAGCUGAGCAGCAUUAAAACCCUUCAGCACAAUAUCCACCUGAAGGAGCUCUUUCUGAUGGGUAACCCGUGUGCUGACUUUGAUGGUUACAGGCAGUUCGUGGUGGCAACUCUUCAACAAUUAAAGUGGCUGGACGGUAAGGAAAUAGAGCGAUCAGAAAGGAUCCAGGCAUUGCAGAACUUUCCAGUAAUUGAACAACAAAUCAGAGAGCAAGAGAAAGCUUACUGCCUCAAACGAGCCAAAGACAAGGAAGAGGCUCAGAGGAACCUGCGAGAAGAGGAGGAAAAUGAAGCCAAGGGGAGAAGUCACCCAGGCUUUGAGGGACAGAGCCCAUUUUCAGUAGAGAGCAAAGACCACAUCCAGGCACCAGAAGGACAAGAAGGAGAAUGCAACCAAAAGAAGUUCAAGGACAGCGAAGAUGACCUGGAAUUCUGGAACAAGCCCUCUUUGUUUACUCCUGAAUCUCGAUUGGAAACACUUAGGCAUAUGGAAAAACAACGGAAAGACCAAGAAAAAUUAAGUGAAAAGAAGAAGAAAGUGAAACCACCCAGGAUUUUGAUCACUAAAGAUGGGAAAGCCUUGAAUGUAAAUGAUCCCAAGUACGUGAGGCCAAAGGGAUACUCGAAGAAGCAGAAU
Molecule: messenger RNA, 679 nt
Organism: Leptonychotes weddellii (Weddell seal)
Lineage: Eukaryota; Metazoa; Chordata; Mammalia; Carnivora; Phocidae
Source: RefSeq, a predicted model, not a curated record